ACAAUUUCAAUUUCAAGGCCACCAACUUCUCUCUCCUUUGUAUUGAUUUUGCUCUUCCCUUCACGAUUCCCUUGUAAGCUACCUACCUAUAAGUUCAUAUGGCCACGUCAGCUGCACUUCGAUCCCUCGUGGCGCCAUCGAGGCCUCUGAUUGGUGGAACUGCUCGGCUGCAUGCCACGCGUCUCCCUUAUCAGAGGCGCAACGCUUUCUCCGUCAAAUCGUCGAUCGAGGAUGGCCCCAAGGAACAGCAAGCACCAGUGACUGCGCCGACACCAGCCCCGCCUAAAUCUAGUCCGGCCACACCAAAGGUCAGCACCAAGUUCUCGGACGUGCUGGCGUUCGGAGGACCGGCGCCGGAGCGGAUCAACGGCAGGCUGGCCAUGGUGGGCUUCGUCGCGGCAAUGGCGGUCGAGUUGACCAAGGGCGACGACUUGGCCUCCCAGUUGGGCAGCGGCGGACUGUGGUGGUUCGCCGGGGCGACGGCGCUGCUCUCGCUGGCCUCACUCGUGCCCAUGUUCAAGGGCGUGAGCGCGCAGGCCAGGUCCGGUGGGGUGAUGACAUCGGAUGCCGAGCUGUGGAAUGGCAGGAUCGCGAUGCUCGGUCUGGUGGCCUUGGUCUUCACCGAGUACCUCAAGGGUGGCGCCCUCGUCUAGGCAGGCUGGUCGAAGCCAAGCCCACAUCGUUAAUUCUAUUAGGCUGGUCUGGUGCACACUAAGCUUGUACUCGCGCUCCCCCCAAAGCGUGUGUGUGUGUGUGUGUGUGAAUCUAUAGCCUCGAGAUGUCAUUCAUUAGCUUGUAGACAUACCCCUUGAAUUAAUAUAGCAAUGAAAGAUUCCAGAUAAGUAAAAUCUUCAUUACA
Nymphaea colorata (pocket water lily) is the source of this 859-nucleotide messenger RNA. RefSeq names its product early light-induced protein 1, chloroplastic-like. The transcript has 3 exons. The record is from RefSeq and is a predicted model, not a curated record. NCBI's taxonomy places the organism in Eukaryota, Viridiplantae, Streptophyta, Magnoliopsida, Nymphaeales, Nymphaeaceae. The coding region runs from base 99 to 653 and encodes 184 amino acids.